AUGCACAUUUCGGCUCGCCACCUGCCCGUACUGCUGGCUUUGCCCGCUGCGGUACGAGCCGUCUUUCAAGAUGAGGUCAACCACAUAGAUUAUCACCACGAGCUCCUCGGAGUCCCGCUACGCGAAACCACCUUCUUCCACCGCCCAAGGCCAGACGAGAAAGCUAGCCUUCUCUACACAUUGAGCGACCUCGGUGUCCUCGGCGCCGUAAACCCCAGCAGCGGCGCAGUGGUCUGGAGACAGCUCCUCAACAGCACUACGGAGGCGCGCGGCAACCUAAGAGCGGCCGAGGAUGCCAACUGGGUCGCCAGCGCUCUGGGAAGCUCCGUUCAGUCGUGGGAUGCCUUGACGGGUCGCAAUGCAUGGUCAUUGGAUUUCACGGGCACGGCCAAGGACCUCGAGGUUCUGGAGCUUGCAGCCAACGAUCGAAAGGACGUUUUGGUUUUACAUCAAGAGGAGGGCGCAACAGUGGCCAGAAGGAUUCACGGAAGCGAAGGGCGAGUGAUAUGGGAAUUCAAGACUGUCACCGAUGACAUUCCGCUACAAGUCAGCACCGACUCUGAAAAGAUCUUUGUCGUCAGCCUGCACGGAUCUUUGCUGUCGUACAGUUUGAAAGUCGCCGUGCUCGAUCCGUUGACCGGAAAGCGACUCGACGACAUUAGCAUUGGCACCAAGGGCGAGGUCCAGAAGGAGGAGGAUGUCAUGUUUGUUGGUGCCAACUCAGCUGCGCCCAUUGUCGCCUGGACAGACAAUGCUCUGACAAAGCUCAAGAUCAAUGUCCUGGGCACCAAGAGCAAGGUCGAAUUUCCACUGCUCCCCGAAACUACAUCCGUGGAGAUACAUGCGCCUCACCACGUCCAGUCUCUGCCUCAUUUCUUGGUGCAGAGCCGGACCAAGCUCGCCAACAAGGCUGAUGUCUACCACGUCGAUCUCAAGACUAAUGCUGUUACCAAGGCCUACGAAUUGCCCCUCCUGGAUGGACAGAGCGCCUUCUCGACCAGCACUACUGGUUCAAAUGUUUACUUUACCCGCGUGAGCUCUGACGAGGUCAGCAUCACUUCCUCGCUUUCCCACGGUGUCUUGGGUCGAUGGCCCAUCAGGGAUGGUGACGUGAAUGCUGGGGCUCUCCACGCCGUCUCGGAGGUGAUCAAGAAGUCACAAGACAACUUUGCUGUCAGAUCAGCGAUUGUUCUGGACUCUGAUGAUUGGGCUAUGAUUCGCAAUGGCGAAGCUGGCUGGGUUCGCCCCGAAGGUCUAAGCGGUGUAGUUGCUGCCACGUGGGCCGAGAUUCCGGAAUCCGAGGACCUGGCCAAGACUUUGGACGCGGAAGCUCACAGCAACCCGAUUGAGGCCUACAUUCACCGUGUUAAGCGUCACAUCAAUGACCUGCAGUACUUGCCCGCCUACCUCCAGACGAUUCCUGGUCGCCUGCUCAGCAGUAUCCUCGGGACUGAGGUUCUACAGAGCAGCGCCUCAUCUCUGCUGAGAGAUACUUUUGGCUUCAACAAGUUGGUCGUUCUGGCGACGAAGCGCGGCAAGCUAUAUGGGCUCGAUGUUGCUAACCACGGCCGCAUUGUCUGGUCCAAGUCGGCCAAGGAGACACCGUCCUCGACGCCCUGGGAUGUCCGGGCUAUCCAUGCCGAUGACGGCAAGGGCUUUGUGACCGUCCGUGGCGCAAAUGGCGAGUACAUUAUCGUCAAAGCCGACACUGGCAAGACUGUCGAGAGUAUGAACCCGGGACUUUGGCCCCCAGUCGAGAGUGCUGUGCUUGUCGACAGUGCUGCUGGUCCUUGGUUGCUUCCCAUAGGCACUGGAGGCAAGAUUGGCGACCUGCCACUCGAAUGGGCUCCUAAGCAGGUUGUUGUUACUCAAACCUCGUCGAACGAACUUCAGGGCAAGACCUUUGAGGCAAAGGGGGAGCAGGCCGUUGAGGUUCCAGCGUGGUUUUUCACUACCAAGCCAAGCCAGAAGAUUGUUAAUGUCGCAACAAGAUCGCUACAUGACCCUAUUGCCUCCAUUGGUCGGGUUCUAGGCGACCGAAGUGUCAAGUACAAGUACUUGAAUCCCAAUACUCUUGUAGUUGCAGCUGUGGACGAGUCUGCUUUCACUCUGACUAUCUCUCUCGUUGACUCUGUCUCUGGUCAAAUACUCACCACAUCGACAUUCGAGGGUGUUGAUCCAGCAAAGGAUGUUUCAUGCGCAAUCGCAGAGAACUGGUUUGCCUGCUCUUAUUUCGGCGAGUAUGCCCUUCGAGAAUCAUCAACACAAACUCUGAAGGGCUUCCAACUUGUUGUCACUGAUCUCUACGAGUCGGAGCUGGCCAAUGAUCGCGGCCCCCUCGGUGAUUCAGUGGAUUACUCGUCUCUCGACCCCAUUGAUUCUCCGAGCGGCCCCGUGGUGCCUUCUGUCGUUUCCAAGACAUAUGUUCUUUCUGGCCCGAUCAAUUCUCUGGCUGUGACGCAAACGAGGCAAGGUAUCGCUACACGCCAACUUUUGGCAUACGCUCCAGAAAUUCACGGUGUAAUUGCCAUUCCACGUAUGAUACUUGAUCCACGCCGGGUGGUUGGCCGUGACCCAGUCCCGGCUGAAGCCGAGGAGGGUCUAACCAAAUACUCCCCCAUCAUUGAGCUGGAUUCAAGAUGGUUGAUCACCCACGAGCGCGACGUGCUUGGUGUCGACAAGAUCAUUACUGCGCCCGCCAUCUUGGAAAGUACGAGCUUGGUUUUCGGGUACGGCAUUGACGUUUUCGGCACGAGGGUUACUCCCAGCAUGGCAUUUGAUGUCCUCGGAAAGGGGUUCAACAAAGUGACCUUGAUCGGCACCGUUGUUGCUCUCACCGCUGGAGUGUUGGCUCUUGGACCCAUGGUUCGUCGGAAACAAAUAAACAUGCGAUGGCAAUCUAGCACUUGA
Pestalotiopsis fici W106-1 is the source of this 2910-nucleotide messenger RNA. RefSeq lists its product as uncharacterized. The record is from RefSeq and is a predicted model, not a curated record. The transcript has 2 exons. NCBI's taxonomy places the organism in Eukaryota, Fungi, Ascomycota, Sordariomycetes, Amphisphaeriales, Sporocadaceae. Bases 1 to 2910 code for a protein of 969 amino acids. Gene Ontology annotation, molecular function: protein binding. Gene Ontology annotation, biological process: protein folding in endoplasmic reticulum. Gene Ontology annotation, cellular component: EMC complex.